Messenger RNA from Parnassius apollo (apollo), 228 nucleotides. Lineage: Eukaryota; Metazoa; Arthropoda; Insecta; Lepidoptera; Papilionidae. The record is from the annotation of a GenBank genome assembly.
AUGGCCAACAACAGGGCUGCAAAAUCUGGAUUAGCUGCGGAAGCACAGAGAAAGAUCAAUAGCAAAUACAGCGAGGAGUUGGCUGAAGAAUGUCUGGAAUGGAUCAGACAGAUAACCGGGGAGCCCGACAACACAUCGGGGGACAUGGACAACUUCUUCGAAGUGCUCAAGGAUGGCACCCUUUUGUGCAAGCUUGUGAACAACAUCAAACCAGGAAUGGUGAAGAAG